UAAUAGAAUGCACUUUAAAAUUAUGAUCUAGAGGUUAAAAAAUUUAAUUAAUUUUUUUUUAAAAUUUAUUUUAUAUGUUAAAAAAAAUUGAAAUUUUGUUUUCUUAUUUUCAAGAAUUUAAAUUAAAAUUAAAAUUUUUUUAUAAUUAUUUUUUAGUCAAAUGACAAACACAGCCUAAACUUGAACAAUUCAAUCCAAAUCGUAUAAAGGAUAUAAUGGUAGUUUCAGACAUUUUGAACCAGAGAAAAAUUUGGGAAUGUGGCCGUGUUAGUGGAUAGUAGUGGAAGUAACCGCCUAAACCGUCAGUGCCAGGGGAAGAAAAAGUGAAAAUAAAAAACACACAGAAGCAAGAAGAUCGACAAGUGAAUGAAUCAUUCAUCUUCCUAGUGCGAAAGAAUAAACAAUGGAAGGAAAGAGAGACGAGAUAAGGAAAGGCCCAUGGAAAGCAGAAGAAGAUGAAGUGCUCAUUAACCAUGUCAAGAAAUAUGGCGCUCGUGAUUGGAGCUCCAUUCGAGCCAAAGGCCUCUUGCAGCGAACCGGCAAGUCCUGCCGCCUCCGUUGGGUCAACAAGCUUCGACCAAACUUGAAGAAUGGCUGCAAGUUUUCAGUGGAGGAAGAGAGAGUGGUGAUAGAGUUGCAGGCACAGUUUGGGAACAAAUGGGCCAAAAUAGCGACGUAUUUGCCUGGUAGAACUGAUAAUGAUGUGAAGAAUUUCUGGAGUAGCAGACAGAAAAGGCUAGCAAGGAUUCUACAGACUUCAGCGACUCCUUCUUCUUCCUCCUCCUCUAACUCCAAGCCUCGGAAGGUUAAAAAGGAAGUUCCUGCCUUUCAUGAUGUUCCCACUCUGCAGGCUCCAAUGUUCAGCUUUUCAAUGGAGGAAGAGUCAUCUACAAAGGCACAGUCGUGUUCAUCAUCCUACAUUGAUACCCCUGAGCCGGCCUCUAUAGUGCCAUUGCCAUUCCAUUCGGAUCUUGUUGUUAAGAACGAAUUGCCUUGCUAUGACGCAAAUCUUGCUCAAGUGGAGACCCAAACACAAAUUCCCUUCCCUCAAAUCUCACAACACCAACCAGAACUUACAUUCUCUCCAGAAAGCCAGGAACUGUUGGCCAGACUUGAGGACCCUUUUCUAUUCAAUGUGUUUGGAGCAGUAGAUGCGCCUGAACUGGGAGCACAACUUUCCUUGGGGCCGCCAUUAUUUGAUCCGUUUUCAAGUUGCUUGAAUGGUGCGAGGGAAGUAAGGAGUCCUACAACUCGUGGUACCUUCUUUGAUGACUUCCCUUCUGACGUUUUUGACAAUAUUGAACCGCUUCCUAGCCCUUAGCAGUGGUCGAUUACAGAGCUGUUUUCAUCUCUAUAGUUAAAGAUGAACUCUUUAGCUAGUUUCUUUUGCUGCAAUUCAUAUGGCUUGUGACUGCUAUUCUUUGUACUAACCGCCUUUUGUAUUUGAAUAUAUCACUUUUCACCACUAUUUGUUUUACAAUAUACCAAAUUAUAAA
Molecule: messenger RNA, 1496 nt
Organism: Hevea brasiliensis (rubber tree)
Lineage: Eukaryota; Viridiplantae; Streptophyta; Magnoliopsida; Malpighiales; Euphorbiaceae
Product: transcription factor DUO1-like
Exons: 3
Coding region: 404-1321 (305 amino acids)
Source: RefSeq, a predicted model, not a curated record